AUGCGGAACUCGCACGAGGCGGUGAACAGCAGCAGCAGAUUUAACACCAAAUUAGGUGGUCACACGAGUGGGAAAGAAACGGAAGUAGAUGGCGAUGGGUGGCAUGGAGAGAAGCUGCACAGAGCCGCGGCUGUAAUCAAUCCAACUCCUGGGAGUCGAGAGCCGCGCCGCCGACUACCGGACCGCUUUCAGAUGUUGAUAGAGGCUUUGACCCUGUUCCUUACCGUUCAGAUGCUUCGUGUUUGCGAACCCAACCCGUUUUCCGAGAGUGCGUCUGUAGUGACUGCAGUUGUCGGUCAGAUGGUUGAACUCUCCUGCGAACUCACGUACAGAUUGGAGGUCGCAAGCAAUGUGCUCUGGUACAAACAGCGUGCGGACGAACACCCGGUGGCGAUCAAAUCCACGGACUGCCAAAAGAACGGCUGUAGGACUACUUACAAAAAAGGAUCCGGCGAUCGCACAUCAGUGCUGGAAAUCCGGAAUGUUCAGGUGGAGGAUUCGGGUUUCUACUACUGUGCUGGAGUGAACAGCUAUUCGCCGUUUGUGAAAGGACCGACACUCCUGGUUGGAGACAGCUCCACCAACCUGACCUACAUGCAGGUAUUUGUCCCACCAUCUGAGGCGAACGGGUCGGUUGCCCUGGUGUGUCUGGUCGGCGGCCUUUCUUCUAACCAGAUUAUCAUUUAUUGGAACAUAUCCGGACAGAUCACGGAAGGAUGGAGCGAUACCGGCAGGUUUGACCCAGACCAGGGUUAUACUGUUAGAAGUCAGGUGCGGGUCCCAGUGGAAACCUGGGUGAGCGGCGGAGUCUGUACCUGCAUCGCACAGCUCGGGGGUACGGGAAAGAUGAUAAACAAGAGCGUGUCCCAUAACACAAAUAAACCCGUUCAAGGCUGGUGUCUUCCUAUAACGUUACUUCUUGGGCUCCUUGUCUUCCUGGUUAUCCUAAUUAUUAUUCGGAUCUCUAAACAGCGUAGAUCAGGAAGCCAUCGUCAAUUGGCGACGCGCCAAGUACACGGCACUGCGGCUCAGUCUCAAGCGCCGAUCCUUUACGCCUCCCUCGAUUUCGCUGCAUCAUCUUCUCCCUGCAGAUGAGAAUCUGGUUGAAGGGUUGCGAAGAAAUGGACCGAAUUUGGGAUCACACUAAAAACCACUGAAUGAACAUCUGGCACUCCUAGAUUGACAAGAUUUGUACGGGCUGUAUGAUAUGUGAAUAGAAUGUUGGGCUAACAUUGAUGUCGUGAUUCUGGCAUAUUUUAAACCUUAAGUGCAGAACAGAGGUUUAUUGCAUAGUGUAAGUCUCAUCUCAAAGCUUUCCUCUGUGUUAUCAUUUUGAAUUUUCCUUUAUAUAAAUCAAAUACAUUGUAACAUAAUAAACAAAACUAUAUUGCAGUCAUUAAUGGUCACUUCCGUCGUUAUUCCGCAUGUGGUUACAAAUUACGCUGCAGCACAGUUAUUGUACAAUGCGUCAUAUCGGAUUAACUUUAUAUUUAUUGUACUUCUUUGUGUUUGCAUUGUGUUUUAUGCUGCGUCGGAACGAAGCAAUAAUAAUUUUGUUCGAUGUAGCUGACGAAUGACAAACUCUUGAAUCUUGAGCUGUAGAGACCGCUGUUCGGACAAUAUCCGAAGUAUUUGGUGAAGUUAAACACCGGCAUCUGACCA
Molecule: messenger RNA, 1662 nt
Organism: Mobula hypostoma (lesser devil ray)
Lineage: Eukaryota; Metazoa; Chordata; Chondrichthyes; Myliobatiformes; Myliobatidae
Exons: 7
Coding region: 1-1095 (364 amino acids)
Biological process (GO): regulation of immune response
Cellular component (GO): cell surface
Molecular function (GO): coreceptor activity; MHC class I protein binding
Source: RefSeq, a predicted model, not a curated record